AUGAACGCCGAUCAGCUCUCCGAUUUCUUUUACGAGGUGGCAUUAGCAGGAGCUGCUAUCCCGAAAAAGGUAGCUGAUCAACGAGAAGAAAAUCAUCUGAAAAAGAAAUUCCUGAACAAAUUCGCUCCAAGUUCAUUGUGGGCUGCAAGCUAUAUCGCAUCGAACUACACAGAUGUCGAUUUGAUUCAGACUACGAUUGCUCAGAUUCUUUCUUUAUAUUAUAAAUCAGGAGUUCUUCGACUUUAUGCCUUGCAAUUCGUGCCCGGAUUUGUUUCGUUGUAUCUCCUCGCAUUGUCUAAAAAACAACAUAAGAGUGUUUCGCUGUUCGAAACGUUCUUAGUGGCUAUCUACAAUGAGGAAAUCAUCGAGAACGCUGAAACGAAUGAGAAGAAGGUGGAGGACAUUCGAAUUCCUUCGAUACGCCAUCACAGCGUCUAUCACGACCCCGUGAAAAUCCAAGUGCAAGCAGAUGUUCCAAUUAUCAGAAAUGUCGGUAUUACUCCUGUUUUGACCACAUUACGGUUCGGACCUUUUCCAUCGGUCUCGAAAAUGAACGGAGAGAACAAGUUUAUGGUUAUGAACCGUAUCCUUUUUUCUGUAAAUGAAUCGCUGUUCGAGGUUGCAUCAGAAGUGGCAGCAAGAUAUGUUUGUCUAGGAACUCUUUCAGUGUGUUGCUCCGGAUUCAACUUUCCUGAGACGGCCUUCCAAAGCCGAGUCCUCGAGACUGAAUCGCACGAAGUCAUUGAAGAUUUUUCUCGGAAGCCACGUCAGCAAGUAACUGGUGAAUUUCUGGAUCAUCUGUUACGCGGUUGUUACUUGGCACUUUUCAACGGAGCUGCUGAUUUGGCCUUACGAGCAAUUGAUUCGAUUCAUUUGAGAGCACAGUAUGAGAUGUUCCCCGAUACUCUUUUGGUUAUCAACUCUCUUCGGAACUCAUUGCUUGACAACAUGUGGAGUAAAAAGAAACGAGGAGAAUUGAUGUGGACGAGACCACAGCAUAAAGAGCUUCAGAAGCAUCGAGGAAUGGUGACGAAUGCAUCGCUGAAAAUGAAGAGAAUGCCGGAGGAUAUUCCGGUUCAGGAGAAUCAAAAAGAAACCUCCUCGUCGCGUAUUAACAAUAUGAUCGAUGAGGGAAUGGAUCAUCUUCACGAUUUGAAGAAGAAAGUUGUAAAUAUCAAAGGUGGACUUCAACAUAAAAUGCAUCGUAGGAAGAAAAGUGUUGAACCCGAAGAGAAUGAGUUACAAACCAUUAAGGAAGAGAAACCAGCGGAAUCGUCGUUCUCAGCCGAUAGUGAAAACUCGUCACCAUCAACCGUUGUUCAUAAACUAUUAGUUCUGAAUGGGGAUGAUGUUGAAAGAAGAUUAAGAGAUGUAGCUGUCAUUGAGCACGAUUACGAGAAAAAAGUCGAGACGAAGGCAGUCGAGGAUCCCACGUCUCCGGCAACACCUUCAAAAGAGAAAGGAGCAUUCACGAUGGCGGGUCUUCGACAUAUGGAUAGUGGUGGGAGCACUUAUCGUUCAAUUGAUAAUUAG
This is a messenger RNA of Caenorhabditis briggsae, 1533 nucleotides long. Bases 1 to 1533 code for a protein of 510 amino acids. Gene Ontology annotation, cellular component: plasma membrane. The transcript is spliced from 8 exons. The record is from RefSeq and is a predicted model, not a curated record. Gene Ontology annotation, biological process: phosphatidylinositol phosphate biosynthetic process; protein localization to plasma membrane. NCBI's taxonomy places the organism in Eukaryota, Metazoa, Nematoda, Chromadorea, Rhabditida, Rhabditidae.